Elaeis guineensis (African oil palm) is the source of this 1043-nucleotide messenger RNA. Its product is annotated as large ribosomal subunit protein uL10c. The record is from RefSeq and is a predicted model, not a curated record. Lineage: Eukaryota; Viridiplantae; Streptophyta; Magnoliopsida; Arecales; Arecaceae.
UUAUGGUCCGACCCAAUUGAACCCUGCAAACCUCCCAUUCUCUCGUUCCCCCCCAAGCCGCUCCUCUGUGCUUGCCGGCCCCGCCGCCGGCUCCAAGCCCCCGCAAUGACUUCCCUGCGCUCCGCCAUAACCUCUUCCCUCCCGUCGAUCCGCGCUGCUGUUAGCCGAUCGAAGCGGGAAGUGGUUCGGCGGGAGCUGGAGAACUGCCAUCUGGUUGCUGGGAUCUGGUGCCACGGCCUCACGGUGAAGCAGCUUCAGGCCAUCCGCGGCGCCCUACCGGAGACCACCAAGCUGGUGGUGGCGAAGAACACCAUCGUCGAGAAGGCCAUCGAGGGCACCAAGUGGGAGCCCCUCAAGCCCUGCAUCAAGGGCAUGAACGCCUGGCUCUUCGUCCACUCCGACGAGAUCCCUCCCGCCCUCAAACCCUAUCGCGACUUCCAGAAGGAGUGGAAGCUCGUCCUCAACGACUUCACCGGUGCCGUCUUCGAGGGCCGGCUCUACGGGCCCGACGACUUCCAGGCCCUCGAGACGAUGCCCACCCGGAUGGAGUCGUACGCUUACCUCCUGGGCUGCCUCCAGACCCCGGCGAUCUCGCUGGUCAGCACGCUGCAGUCGCUGGAGAGGGAUGCCGAGAAGCCCGGGGGAGAGGGCGAGGGCGAGGGUGCUCCAGCCACCGCUGCCUCCGCUGGUGCCGAUUAAUGGCAGCUGAAUCCUAGCACUGAGGCAGCAGUGCUUGUGCUAUUCACCAUUCGGGGUUAUUGAGUGCAUACCCUUCAUAGGUGGAGGUUGUUGCUGUACUCAUAGGGGAUCAUUGCUGGUAGUAUUGUGCAGCUAGGAUACAAUGUUUCACUCUUGUACUUUAAUUCUUUCAUUUUAUAAUUAACUAUGCUCUUUUAAUGAGAUUGGCGUUCAUAGCUGUUGAAAAAUUAUGUAUCCUUGAACGCGGUACGUUACUUGGAAUCUUAGCCCUAUCUUUCUUAUGAUUCCAAUGUAAGAACAAGAAAUAAAUACAGGAAGAUGUAGAUGCCAUGAGAAGCCUGAAA